AAGAGGCUGUGUUUUCAGUGUAUGGCUGAGCUCUGAUACCUGAUUGGCUGUGCUGUGCUGACAGAGUGUAGAGUAUAGAACACUGGAUGUUUGUGUACGGCAUUACUGCUUGGACCUACACGGGGAUUGGACGCAUUUCUUGGGCAUUCUCAUUUAGAAGUUGCCAAUAAAAUGGAGAAGCUGAGAGUCCUGGCUCUCCUACAGUUGCUGGCGAUACCCGCAGUCUUUACUCAGAUACAGCCGUUGCAUGAUCACUGGGGGGAGUUUGGCCCCUUUGGCUCCUGCAGCCGCUCUUGUGGCACAGGCGUGGCAAUGAGAACCAGGACGUGUAUUACAUUAAGGACAGAUGGAGGUCAUAACUGCGUGGGAUCAUCCAAGUCCUUUCAGAUCUGUAAUACAAAUGAAUGUCCAGUGGGUUCCAGGGACUUCAGGGAGGAGCAGUGCUCCCAAUUUGACCGAAUGGAAUUUCAAGGCAGACAUCACACUUGGGUGCCAUAUUAUGGAGCCAACCCGUGUGAACUGACCUGUGUCACUCGAGAAGAGAAUAUUUUUUACCGUCACUGGCCCAAAGUACAGGACGGGACACUGUGCCAUGUGGGACGCAGUGACAUCUGUGUGGACGGCAUCUGCAGAGAAGUAAGCCAAGGAGUGAUUUUGGGCAUGGAAGAUGACACAUAUCCCGAUCCCCCGUCGGAGACCCAAAUAUAUGUGUACAAAACUGGCGCCUACGGUGACUGCUCUGCCACCUGCGAUGGAGGAAUGCAGUAUCGCAGCGUUGAAUGCUGGGUUCAGGACCCGGUGAACCCCCAUAUGGUGGAUGAAACGCACUGCAUUACGCAGCGCUUGCUGAGACCCCAGUGCCAGCAGGUGUGCAACAUGCACCCGUGUGAUGCGAAGUACACCGUCUCCAGCUUUGGUGAGUGCUCAGUGACUUGUGGGGAGGGCCAGCAGACAAGAGAAGUGAUCUGUGACGGUCUCGGAGGGCAACAAUUGGCGGACGAGGCCUGCGUAGGCCUGGUAAGACCUCCCUCGGUCCAAACGUGCAGGAGAAGAGUCUGCCACACACACAUCAGCUGGCAUGUGGCAACCUUUGGACUGUGCACUCGCAGCUGUGGCGGCGGUGUGAGAGAGAGGCAGGUGGGCUGCUUCGACUCCGAUCUAAAACCCCACCCAGUGGUCAGGUGCGGAAUCACAAGCAAACCAGUAACUGUGGAGCCAUGCAACACACAGCCCUGCCAUGAGGCUCAAAGAGUCCCGAGUCUGCAGGAUCCAGGGGUGCAUGAAAGCACCAUGACAGGAUUUGUACCACAUGUUCCUGCAGUUGCUUCCACACCAAACACUGACAGUGAUGCAGUCGUCCCUCCUGACUGUCAACGGUCUACUUAUGGCUGCUGCCCUGAUGGCCAUACAUUUGCCACUGGACCCACAAAUGAGGGCUGUUCCCAAGCUGACUGUGUUCACACUAGGUAUGGAUGUUGUUUGGAUGGAGUGACUGCUGCUCAAGGAUUUGGAAGAGCUGGGUGCCCCGAGUACCAGACUGUGCACUCUGCAGAUCCAACCCCUCCACCUGUACAGACUUCAUGCUCCCUACCACGUGACGAGGGCCCCUGUGAUACCUGGAAGAAACGUUUCUAUUACAACACAAGCAGCCGCAAAUGUACAGAGUUUUGGUUUGGAGGCUGCCAAGGCAACUCUAAUAACUUUUUUUCUCUGGCGGCGUGUCAAAGAAAGUGUGAGGACAGGGAGCCUCCUUCUGGCCCUUUCAGACGUACCGCUACAUCCUAAAAUGUCUUUCUUUCUUAAGCAUACAGUGAAUUCCUGUUUCAUGCUGUUGGUUGUGAUGUUAACCAUUGCAAGUUUUGCAUGCUGGCGACUGUAAUUUGUGUACUGUGGUCCAUGGGAUUCAAUAAAUUACCAAUUUUAAAUAACUCAUCAAUAUAUUC
Molecule: messenger RNA, 1943 nt
Organism: Doryrhamphus excisus (bluestripe pipefish)
Lineage: Eukaryota; Metazoa; Chordata; Actinopteri; Syngnathiformes; Syngnathidae
Source: RefSeq, a predicted model, not a curated record